AUGCAGCUCGCAUAUCUCAUCCUCACCGUCUUCCUGGGACAGCUCCUGGGCACCACGGGACAGGACACGGUCACCCAGGAAUAUGGACCAGUCUUGUUGAAGCAGGGACACCCCUUCCACACCACAUGCGAAUACCACACCAGUUAUUUUACUGGCUUGCUGUGGUACCAGCUGAGGAAAGGCCAAGCCCCAGAGCUGAUCUCCUAUCAAGCAGGGGCUGGCUCCAAGCGCAGCGGCCGUUUCACCACACAGCUGAACACCACGGGCAAAUCCAGUGUCCUGCAGCUGGAGGAAGUGGAGCUCUCUGACUCUGCCUUGUACCUCUGUGCUGUGCAAGACACCCUGCUUCUGCAGGCUUUAUUCUGGGGAUUGGCAGAGCUGGUGGAUGCAGUCAGAGCCCAGGUACAUCAGGAGCCAUUUCUGGAGACCACUGAGGGCACCGGCAUCAACAUCACCUGCUCACAUACCAAAAUCCAGACCCGUGAUUGGAUCCAGUGGUACCGUCUGCUCCCUGGCCAAGGACCUGAACUCCUCGCACUCACUAUGAAAGAGUCCAAAGAGCUGCCGGGCAAUGCAGGACAGCUGUCGGUGUCGGCAGAUCGGAGUUCGAGCUGGCUGUGGCUCGCUGAGCCCCGGCGCGGGGACGCGGCCGUGUAUUACUGCGCGCUGGGGGCCCGGGCAGAGGAGCCGGGGCUGCGGCCGGGCACGAACCGCGGCGGGCGGGAGCACCCAGCAAGGAAUGCGUGUGAGGCUGUGCAGCCUCCAGCCAUGGGGCUCUCCAACACCCAUCAGGAUUUGGAGAUUAGCAAUGACACCACAGAGCUGAGGACACCUCAGAAAGAGCUGCCCAUUGCAGCUGCGGAGCUGAGGACUCCACUGCGAGCUGAGCAGGAACAGCCCCUUCCCAUCACUGAUGCUCCAGGGGCACGGAAUGCUGACAAUGCCAAUGGCUGA
Molecule: messenger RNA, 954 nt
Organism: Melospiza georgiana
Lineage: Eukaryota; Metazoa; Chordata; Aves; Passeriformes; Passerellidae
Biological process (GO): response to bacterium
Source: RefSeq, a predicted model, not a curated record